CAAGGAAGCUCAUACGGCACAUCUGAGCCAUUGGGGGCCUUUUUCGUAUUCGAGCCCGAGGAAAACAUUGAGAAAGAGACGCGUCUAUGUCACGCGUGAGUCGUGACGCUACGCGAAACUUCCUUCAUAAGAGUAACAAUGUUCUCUUGUCCGGCGCGGGCACCUCUUCCAAAAUUUAUUCAUUGUUAUAAAACGUACUUUCCUUGUCGCUAUGCUUCGUCCUCGCCCGUCGUCGACACUUCAAGCAUGCUCCCUCCACCACGGCUGGACUACCGCAGCAUCUCCGAAAAUUUUGUAUACAAAUCCACGAAUGCUAUCAAUCGAAAGGCACCUCUCCCUGCAGACGCUAUACAAAAAGUCUCUCGACUGCAUAAAGAAUUCAAGAGCGCAUCCAGCUUGCUGAACGAGAAACGAAAUGCUCGUUCGAUGAUAGGCGAAACAAUUCGCAGUAGUGCAUGUCGGAAUGAUACUGAAGCUAAAGAAAAUGCGCUGAAGGAAGGGAAGGCCUUGAAAGAGGAAAUUGCAGAGAUGGAAACUACAUGUUCACAUUUGGAAAGCGAGCUUCUCGAGCUGGCACUAGCGAUACCCAACGAUACCCAUCCUUCCUCACCUCUUGGACCUGAAUCAGCUGCUAUCACUUUAGCGACCCAAGGACCAGCCUGUUUACCCGUAUCGUCUGCGAGGGAUCAUCUAGUAGUCGCGAAGAAACUGAAGCUGGUUGACAUGGAAAAUGCUUCAAAUGUUUCUGGAACAUCCUGGUACUUCCUCAUGAAUGAAGGUGCUCUCCUUGAGCUUGCUCUCACAAAUUAUGCCAUGUCUGUGGCCAUACGGCAUGGCUUCCAGCCUGUCACAACCCCGGACGUUGUACGCUCAGACAUUGCACGAAGAUGUGGUUUCCAGCCCAGAGACCCGUCGCAUCCGCACCAUACACAAUCUUACCAUCUUCAUUCCACCUCACCGUCCACACCAGAACUCAUCCUUGCGGGUACAGCUGAGAUACCACUUGCAGGAAUGUUUGCUGAUCGGCUGUUUCCCUCGAAAGCUCUACCACAAAAGAUUGUUGGUGUUGGACAUGCCUUCCGAGCGGAAGCUGGUGCUCGAGGUGCUGAAGCUCGAGGGCUUUACCGCGUUCAUCAGUUCACUAAAGUUGAAUUAUUCGCCGUGACCAUAGCCGAGGAGAGCGAGAACAUGAUGGAGGAAAUACGACAGGUUCAGGAUUCAAUUCUUAGAGAAUUAGAUCUUCCCGUACGAACACUCGAUAUGCCAACUGAGGAACUUGGAGCUAGUGCCUAUCGCAAAUACGACAUGGAGGUUUGGAUGCCCGGGCGCGGCGGUUGGGGGGAGGUCUCCUCUUUGUCAAAUUGUACGGAUUACCAAGCGCGUCGUUUGCACAUUCGGCACCACCUCGAAGCAAGUAAACAAAAUGUUUUUGCACAUACACUAAACGGAACUGCCGCCGCCAUUCCACGCUUGAUAGUCGCCUUGAUUGAGAAUGGGGUAGAAUUUGACGAAGCGGGAGAACCUGUUUCGAUAACAUUACCAGCAGUAUUGAAACCGUACUGGCUAGGGACCGGAUCUCGAAACACAGUUGUGAAGUGGAAAUCUUGAAGAGUGGAUAAAAGUAUAAUUGCGCAGUUCAAGACUUACAUAUAUAUAUACAAUCUUGAUUAUAGAUACAGUAUAUUCCCCUCAGUCCGCAAAAGGAUCAGCAAAAGGAUCGUCGAUAGAUGCC
Molecule: messenger RNA, 1732 nt
Organism: Lentinula edodes (shiitake mushroom)
Lineage: Eukaryota; Fungi; Basidiomycota; Agaricomycetes; Agaricales; Omphalotaceae
Exons: 3
Coding region: 139-1608 (489 amino acids)
Biological process (GO): mitochondrial seryl-tRNA aminoacylation
Cellular component (GO): mitochondrion
Molecular function (GO): serine-tRNA ligase activity; tRNA binding; ATP binding
Source: RefSeq, a predicted model, not a curated record